AUGGCUAAGCCCAGUUUUGAUGUCAAGACGGCCAUCGCCUUGUUGCCCGUCAUGACGGGGCAAGAGGAUACCACUAAGCAGUUGAUAGACGGCAUUAUAAUGUACAGUUCCAUUAUUAAUAGCGAAACUCAACAGGUUUUAAUAGAGUUCGUCCUGAAAACAAGACUCUCAUCUAGCGCUAAGCUCAGAUUAAAGACGUCAUAUACUAGCGUAGAAUUACUUAUCGCGGAUAUGCGUACAUUCUUACUACCUAAAAAAUCGUCCGAAUCGAUUCAGGCUCAACUGUACAGAGCUAGGCAAGGUAGGAGAACUAUAGAGGCAUUCGGAGCCGAGAUCGAGGAUCUUUUUGUCAAUCUGACCAUAUCCCAGGCCGACGGUAACGAUAGCAGGUACGAUAUACUUCGUCCACUGAACGAGAAAUCAGCCAUUAAGCGUUUUGCAGACGGUUUAGCAGAUCCCAAGUUAAGUACCAUAAUAUCAUCUAGGCAAUUUACGUCACUGCCCGAAGCGAUCAGGACGGCCAUCGACGAGCACAGCUCAUCACCACAGCAGGAGCAGGUCCUACAUUACGGGCGCAACCAUUAUCGUAAUAAUUACGGGAACCGGAACGCCCACUCCGCACGUUAUAAUAGGGGCGACAAGCUUACUACAACAAACUUGCUGGAGCACAAAAUUAACUUAAAAGAAAAUGCCAGCCCAGUAUACGUAAAGCCUUACAGGAUACCACACGCCUUACGCAAAGAACUCCAAACUCAGAUCCAAGAUAUGCUAGACAACGACAUAAUUGAAGAGACUACUUCCGAGUGGUCCAGCCCAGUUUUGCUUGUUCCCAAAAAGAGUGAUAAGUUAGGAGAAAAGAAAUGGAGAUUGGUUGUCGACUAUAGGCAACUAAAUAAUAAAAUACAGGAUGAUAAAUUCCCAUUGCCCAACAUAACAGAAAUAUUAGAUUCCCUAGCAGAUAUGGCGUACCAAGCGACAUCAUAA
Molecule: messenger RNA, 984 nt
Organism: Cydia amplana
Lineage: Eukaryota; Metazoa; Arthropoda; Insecta; Lepidoptera; Tortricidae
Exons: 3
Coding region: 1-984 (327 amino acids)
Source: RefSeq, a predicted model, not a curated record